UUCCAGCGUCAUUUCUGUACUUUUUCAAUUUUUACAUUAAAAAACGAUUUUAAUAUCAAUAUUUAUAUUUAAAUAAUAUUUUUCUAAUUUACUUUUAAUAUUUCGUGCCAAAAAAGUGAAUAAAUCUUCAAAUAAUUUUAAUAGUUCAGAAAAUGACGAAAUUGGUCCCGCGUGUUUCCUUCCCGCGCACGUCGUACUAGGUGGAAGUUGGUCAUGGUCGUCCGCCAAACGGAAAGCCGCCAUGAUGGCUUUCUGUAAAGUACGCUCAAUAUGUAAAGUUUCGUUAAUGUUUUUCGUUAAUUGUGACUGAGUGCGUGCAAAAAUCAAUCAUGGGAACGAACUAGAGUGUGCAAAGUUUAGUUUUAGGUCCCUUGGGACCUCCUAGUGGAGCUAUAAAGUGUUUUAUAAGUGCAUUUUUGUGUCGACGCUAGCGUGUUUUGUUCUGUCAACAAAAUGUCGAAGCUCUCGUUUAGGGCGAGGGCCCUGGAUGCGUCGAAACCAAUGCCCAUAUAUCUCGCCGAGGAGCUUCCGGAUUUACCGGACUACUCGGCGAUUAACCGUGCAGUACCUCAGAUGCCCUCUGGAAUGGAAAAAGAGGAGGAAAGCGAACACCAUCUCCAGAAGGCGAUAUCAGGCACUGGUCUGAUAAUACCAACGCCUGAGGUAUGCCAGGUCAGCGACCUAGAAUUCUACGAGCGAUGUUACCCGCCCGAUUACAAAAUGCCCAAGCAGCACAUACAUAUGCAGCCGCUAUGGGAGGAACAAGAGGCGCCGGAAUACGAUAUCGACACGGACGACGAGCGCUGGCUGAAGCAGCAGAGGCAUCCAGAGCUCACAGAGCUAAAAUUCGAGCAGAUGAUGGACAAACUGGAGAAGAGUUCAGGCCAGACGGUCGUGACUCUCAACGAGGCUAAACUGCUUCUGGAGAGGAACGAUGACCUCGUCAUAGCCGUGUACGAUUACUGGUUGAAUAAGCGCCUCAAUACGCAACAUCCACUGGUCCUGUCAGUGAAAACAGAGAACAGGCCGGGCCAGUCCUCUAACAACCCCUACUUGGCGUUCAGGCGGCGGACUGAAAAGAUGCAGACUAGGAAAAAUAGGAAAAACGACGAGAGCUCAUACGAGAAGAUGCUGAAACUCCGUCGUGAUCUCGCUCGGGCGCUGAAUUUGCUGGAGCUGGUGGCGCGGCGCGAGAGUGCCAAGCGCGAGCUCGUGCGCCUCACCGCGCUCAUCGCCGAGCGCCGCUACGCCGCCGGCGACUUCGCCAACCAGCUGCUGCCCGACCCGCCGCCCAGGCCCGCGUACACUCCAGUCCCGCUGACGUCGUCGUCGUUCCGUCGCGAGGCGUACCCCCUCCCGCACUACACCCCGCGGCCGCCCCCCGCGCCCGUCGACCAGCCGCGACAGCGAGAAAAGCGUCCGUACAAGAGACGGAAACACAGGCAUCCCGUCGUCGGCUCCGUGCAGGGGCUGCGAGAUUCAGGCGUGUACACUUCUUCGGAGGAAGAGGGCAGCGGCCGCGCCGACGCCGCCACGCCGCCUGACGACGGGCCCUUCGCCUUCCGACGCAAGCCCGGCUGUUAUUAUGAAAUGCCGACGUCAACCCUGUACGGCGAUCCCGUGGACCCUGAUGAUCCCUCCAAAGACGGGAUGUUUGAGCACGAGAUGGAUGAGAGGCAUAGGUACACGCUGACUUCCCUCCGGUCAGGCUGCAUCGGCUUCGCCCGGCGGCGCCUGUGCCGCGGCGGGCGCGUGGCGCUGGACCGCACGCGGACGCCGCUGCACGACCUGUUCACGCGCCUGCCCUUCCCGCCCCAGCCCCACCAGCCACACGAGGACAUCGAAACGAAAGCGCAAAGAACUCCAAAAGAACUAUCAAUGGAUUACCACAGCAGCGGCAAAUAUCCUUGGAGACACGCCUUCCGACGCCACCUCGCCCGCAAUCCCGACCUCUGGACAGCCGAUACGGACAUCAAGCAGGAACCAACCAAGUCGGACUUACCCGACGUCCGAUCCGACCUGCCCGACAUCCGAUCCGACUUGCCCGACGUCAUCCAAGACAGUGUUAAUAGUGUUAAAAGUGAUAUUAGGUUUAGUGCAAGGACUUUGGAUGGUGUAGUGAGAGAUAAUUUGCAACGGGUGAUGAGGAAGAGAGCUUGGAGCGGGUGUUCGGAUAGCAGUUAUGAUUCGGAUGAGAGUCUGCAACCGGUUGAGAAGGAGUUUGAGCAGUUUAUCAAUGAAGUUAAUAAGAAAUGGUUACAUUUCCGACCAAAAACCCCCCCACCGUCACCCCCACGCCCAGAGAGCCACGACACCGAGUUCCCAGUGUCGCUACACACGCCCAUCGCUGUCGAGAUCCGGUCCGACACCGUGUCCGACACUCACGACACUUUCACUACCUCAGAGUUCACUCUCGCCGAUCUGUACCCGGAUAUAAACCCGGUGUUGGAUAAUAGUGUGGCCGGAUUAGAUGUUAGUUCGGACGAUUUGCUUAGUGAGAAUUUUACGGGUCUAUCGGAAAUGAAGGUGGAUAGCCUAGCGCCCGCGCCGGCGCCGGGCGGGCAGUUCCUGUCUGCGCCGGCGGCGGCGGGCGGGCCGGUGGUGGCUGCGGCGGCGGAGGCGUCGUUUUUAUCGCACGGCCAGAGUACGGGGGGGCGUGCCCACUCUGGCCCGGACUACAGAAAGGCGGACUCGUUUGGUUCGACCGUAGUGAACGUUACAAACGCGGAUAAGGAGCCCAUAUACAUCGACAUGGUCAAGCCCGAACCGCCGCCUAUCAAAAUCGAAACGCCCAAGCCAACAGUCAAGGAAGAGAAGAUUAUCGACGUGCCCGCCCCAGUACCCACAUCCAACAUUAUUAUAGAAGAAGUUAACGAAGUACCACAUAUUAAAAUCGAGAAGAAACGCAAAGAAGAUACUAUAGAGGAAGUUCAGUUGCCCCACGGGGUGCAGUUGAAGACUGUUCAGACGAAACAUUCGCCGCUGAAGAAGCAUAUUAUUAGUUCGGCGGGACAUCGCAGGGCGAGUGACGUCACAAUCGUGACGUCGGUGCCGGAUGGUCAGGCUCAGCCGCAUACGUCGCAGCCGCAGAUCGUUACCGUCGCUGUGUCUGAUAGUUUGAAGGUGCGACUACAGAACCACCUGGUGUCGGGGCAGGCGGGCGUGGUGGUGGGCAACGGGCCGUUCCCGGGCGUGGUGGGCGCGCGGGCGGGGGGUCUGCGCCUGCCGGUGCACAAGCACGUGCCGCUCGUGGUGCCGCACGCGCCGCACUCCAAGCUCAAGGUGCUGCACGCGCACCCGCUGUCGCACUCCCAGCGCGCCGCGCUGCUGGCGCAGAACCGCGCGCUGCACCUGCCCGCCGUCGUGUCGCUGGCGGCGCUGGACAAGGCGGCCGGCGGCUCCGUGGCGCAGCUGUUCGAGAUCAAGGCGGGGCAGCUGGGCAAGGGCCCGCACCUCGUCAACGUGGUGCGCCAGGCGGCGCCGCGGCCCGCGCUGCAGCUGGCGCGGCGCCCGCCCGCCGUCACCGUGGCGCCGCGGGCGCUGGUCGCCAACCUGCUGCACAAGGCCGUGCCGCUGCCGCACAAGCUGCUGCCGCCCGCCAACGUGUCGGCCAUCGCCUUCGCGGCGCCGCAGCUCAAGCGCCGGCCGCCGCGGCCCGACGCGCCGCCCGACGCCGACGCGCCGCCCAAGCCGGACCUGUCGCCCGAGGUCACGUGACAACCUCCUCUAGCUGCUAGAUUGUAUUGCGCCGUAGCUAGUGCCGAAUAGACUAAUGUUCGCGUUAUUGGGGUUUCAUGUAAACAAACAAAAUGGUAUCGAGUCGUUCGUUGCAUUAUUCAAAAAAAGCAGUGAGUUAGUUUUUCGUAGCAGUUGAUUGGACGUAAUGAGCUGUUAGGAAAAAGGGCUCGCAACAAAAAAACUCCCGGUUUAAGUAUGUGUAUACAUAUAUAAUUAGUAAGUAUCAUAUACUGUAUUAUCAUAUACAAAUGGCUCGGCCUCAUGUUGUCGUUGGGGCCUUAGACAUACGCUUAGUUGGUGACGUACCUCAUAAGUUCUGAAUUGUAGUUGUAUGUGAAUCCUUUCCUUAGCUUGUUGUUGUAAAUAUAUUAUAUUGUUACUGUGCAGCAAUAAUACGCCAUUCU
This is a messenger RNA of Helicoverpa armigera (cotton bollworm), 4142 nucleotides long. RefSeq lists its product as uncharacterized. Gene Ontology annotation, biological process: regulation of transcription by RNA polymerase II. NCBI's taxonomy places the organism in Eukaryota, Metazoa, Arthropoda, Insecta, Lepidoptera, Noctuidae. The coding region runs from base 454 to 3717 and encodes 1087 amino acids. Gene Ontology annotation, cellular component: piccolo histone acetyltransferase complex; NuA4 histone acetyltransferase complex. The transcript has 16 exons. The record is from RefSeq and is a predicted model, not a curated record.